Podarcis raffonei (Aeolian wall lizard) is the source of this 3539-nucleotide messenger RNA. RefSeq names its product zinc finger protein 729-like. Gene Ontology annotation, molecular function: DNA-binding transcription factor activity; RNA polymerase II cis-regulatory region sequence-specific DNA binding. Gene Ontology annotation, biological process: regulation of transcription by RNA polymerase II. The record is from RefSeq and is a predicted model, not a curated record. The coding region runs from base 437 to 3007 and encodes 856 amino acids. NCBI's taxonomy places the organism in Eukaryota, Metazoa, Chordata, Lepidosauria, Squamata, Lacertidae. The transcript has 3 exons.
ACGACCAGAGUUUUCCUUCUCGAUGGGCUUCCUUCCCCGAUUGAUGAGCCCCAUCUGCCCUUCACUUUCCUCUGCAGAAUGGGCAGGAUCUGCCUUCUUGACUGUGGGAUUCACUGUUGUUCUCAUCCUCUCCAUCCACCAGGGCCUGCCUUCACCUGCAGCAGAAUUCCCUAAUAAACCAAGGAUUUGAGACCCAUUAGCUAUCAUCACCUGAUUUAGCCGGCCGAUUGAAGCCGUUCCUGGGAUUGUGGCCCCUGUUGCAUGCUGACAGCUUCUGGAAGCCACAGUUCUCUUCCUUGAAACCAAAACAGGAUUCCCUUUCCUCCCACUCUGAAGAAGGAGAUGGAGAAGGCAGUCAAAGCUCCAGGGAAUGGGUCACCUUUCCCCCAUUAGGAAUAGAAAUUAAAAUGUGUGAAAUGUGGACUAUGUUCAUUGAAUGAGCACACAUAGUUCACAUCAACGACCUCCAACAGGGGAGAAACCAUUUAAAGGUAUGGAGUGUGGGAAACUUUUCACUGAUAGUGGAAACCUUAGAACACAUCAACGGACUCACACAGGGGAGAAACCAUUUAAAUGCCUGGAGUGCGGAAAGAGCUUCAGUCAGAAUGGAGACCUUAGAAGACAUCAAUGGACUCACACAGGGGAGAAACCAUUUAAAUGCCUGGAGUGCGGAAAGAGCUUCAAUCAGAAUGGAGACCUUAAAUUACACCAGCGGACUCACACAGGGGAGAAACCAUAUAAAUGCCUGGAGUGCGGAAAGAGCUUUACUGGUAAUGGAAACCUUAGAACACAUCAACAGACUCACACAGGGGAGAAACCAUUUAAAUGUAUAGAGUGCGGAAAGGGCUUUAGUCAUAAUGGACACCUUAGAAGACAUCAACGGACUCACACAGGGGAGAAACCAUUUAAAUGCCUGGAGUGCGGAAAGAGCUUCAGUCAGAAUGGAGACCUUAAAUUACACCAGCGGAUUCACACAGGGGAGAAACCAUAUAAAUGUAUAGAGUGCGGAAAGAGCUUUAGUGAUAAUGGAAGCCUUAGAACACAUCAACGGACUCACACAGGGGAGAAACCAUUUAAAUGCCUGGAGUGCGGAAAGAGCUUCAGUCGGAAUGGACACCUUAGAAAACAUCAACGGACUCACACAGGGGAGAAACCAUAUAAAUGUAUGGAGUGUGGAAAAAGCUUUAGUGAUAAUGGAAGCCUUAGAAGACAUCAACGGACUCACACAGGGAAGAAACCAUUUAAAUGUAUAGAGUGCGGAAUGAGCUUCAGUGAUAAUGGAAACCUUAGAAGACAUCAACGGACUCACACAGGGGAGAAACCAUUUGAAUGCCUGGAGUGCGGAAAGUGCUCCAGUCAGAAUGGAGACCUUAAAUUACACCAGCGGAUUCACACAGGGGAGAAACCAUAUAAAUGUAUAGAGUGCGGAAAGAGCUUUAGUGAUAAUGGAAGCCUUAGAAGACAUCAACGGACUCACACAGGGGAGAAACCAUUUAAAUGCCUGGAGUGCGGAAAGAGCUUCAGUCAUAGUGUACACCUUAGAAAACAUCAACGGAUUCACACAGGGGAGAAACCAUAUCAAUGUAUUGAAUGUGGAAAGAGCUUCCGUCAGAGUGAUCACCUCAAUAUACAUCAACGGACUCACACAGGGGAGAAACCAUUUAAAUGCCUGGAGUGUGGAAAGAGCUUUAGUGAAAAUGCAACCCUUAGAAUACAUCAACGGACUCACACAGGGGAGAAACCAUAUCAAUGUAUGGAGUGUGGAAAGAGCUUCAGUUUCAAUGCAACCCUUAGAACACAUCAACGGAUUCACACAGGGGAGAAACCAUAUCAAUGUAUUGAGUGUGGAAAGAGUUUCAGUCAGAGUGGUCACCUCAAUAUACAUCAACGGACUCACACAGGGGAGAAACCAUUUAAAUGCCUGGAGUGCGGAAAGAGCUUUAGUGAAAAUGGAAACCUUAGAACACAUCAGCGGACUCACACAGGGGAGAAACCAUAUCAAUGUAUGGAGUGUGGAAAGAGCUUCAAUUUCAAUGCAACCCUUAGAAUACAUCAACGGACUCACACAGGGGAGAAACCAUAUCAAUGUAUGGAGUGUGGAAAGAGCUUCAGUUUCAAUGCAACCCUUAGAACACAUCAACGGAUUCACACAGGGGAGAAACCAUAUCAAUGUAUUGAGUGUGGAAAGAGUUUCAGUCAGAGUGGUCACCUCAAUAUACAUCAACGGACUCACACAGCGGAGAAACCAUUUAAAUGCCUGGAGUGCGGAAAGAGCUUUAGUGAAAAUGGAAACCUUAGAACACAUCAGCGGACUCACACAGGGGAGAAACCAUAUCAAUGUAUGGAGUGUGGAAAGAGCUUCAAUUUCAAUGCAACCCUUAGAAUACAUCAACGGACUCAUACAGGGGAGAAACCAUUUAAAUGUAUGGAAUGUGGAAAGAGCUUUAGUGAUAGUGGAACCCGUAGAAAACAUCAACAGACUCACACAGGGGAGAAACCAUUUAAAUGUAUGAAGUGUGGAAAGAGCUUCAGUCAGAAUGGAGACCUUAAAGUACACCAGCGGAUUCACACAGGGGAGAAACCAUAUCAAUGUAUGGAGUGUGGAAAGAGCUUCGGUUUCAAUGCAACCCUUAGAAGACAUCAACGGACUCACACAGCGGAGAAACCAUUUAAAUGCAUGGAGUGCGGAAAGAGCUUCGGUUUCAAUGCAACCCUUAGAAGACAUCAACGGACUCACACAUCGGAGAAACCAUUUAAAUGUAUGGAGUGCGGAAAGAGCUUCAGUUGGAAUGAAGAACUUAAAUUACACCAGCGGAUUCACACAGGGGAGAAACCAUAUAAAUGUAUGGAGUGUGGAAAGGACUUCAGUCAGAAUGGACACCUUAGAUCCCAUCAACGGACUCACACUGGGGAGAAACCAUUUAAAUGCAUGGAGUGCGGAAAGAGCUUCAGGCAGAAUGGACACCUUAGAAAACAUCAGCAAACACACAGGGGAGAAAUUGUUUAAAUGUAUAGCAUAUGGUAGGAGCUGCAGUCAACGUGGAACGCUUGAUUUAUGUCAACAAAUUCACACAAAAAAUAAGCCUUAUAAAUAUAAGGAAAGUUGAUAGAGUUUCAAUCCUAGUGGAAGUCCUACAUCAACAGACUCAUGGACAGGAAGAACUUUAGGAGUGAAACCCUACAAACCAUCAACAAACUCAAAGAGGAGAAGCAGUUUAAAUGAAAAGAUUGCAAAAAGUGCUUUAUUUACAAUGUAGUGUUUAAGGAACAUCCAGGGACUCUCACAUGGAAGAACCCAUUUAGAUGUAUGGAGUGUGGGAUGUUUUCCUUUCAGUGUCCACUCUUUCUUCACAGCAAUGAACUCAGCAGGAAAUCAGUCUUAAACACACAACGUGAAUUUGAAUUUCUUGUGUUUAUAUGUAAAACUGAACAGCAAUGAAAUAUUGAAGGCAAUGUCAAACAAUGUGAGUAUAAUCUAAGAGGUAAAGUACCUUUUGAUAGAGAGGAUGAAUCUGGUUUGCUGGUGGUGAGUGAGGAUU